This is a messenger RNA of Plasmodium cynomolgi strain B, 456 nucleotides long. RefSeq lists its product as hypothetical. The annotation marks the transcript as partial. The transcript has 2 exons. The record is from RefSeq and is a predicted model, not a curated record. NCBI's taxonomy places the organism in Eukaryota, Apicomplexa, Aconoidasida, Haemosporida, Plasmodiidae.
AUGGAUGUCGAAGAGAAACUACUGAAAUCGUUUAAGGAGAUGAUGAAAAAAAGUGUAAAGCAUCAAGGGGGGAAGGAACAAAACGGCAUUUCCGACUUUCCAAAAUGGGAAAACAAUUUUUCAUGCGAUGAGUACUCAGUCAAGGAUGUGGUACGUCAUGCCAGAGGAGGGGGGAGAGGAGGAGAAGGUGGAGAGACAGGUAAGUAUAAGGAUGUAUUUAACACCUUUGAAAAUGACAUAAAUUACUACUUAGGUGAAUAUGUCGAAGAAAUUAUAUGCUCUUCGGUCACGGGUAGGAAGGAUAAUGGCUUCCCUCGAUGGGAGGAAGAAACGUUGAGGAGACCGUCGGACGUAAUUUUUAAGCACUUGAUCUAUGGCAGUUUGUUGGGCGAAAAUUUGAGGCGUUAUGAAUGCAGCUCGAGAAGUGUGAACGAGCUUUUUAGCGAUUCGUUCAAA